Molecule: messenger RNA, 2457 nt
Organism: Bacidia gigantensis
Lineage: Eukaryota; Fungi; Ascomycota; Lecanoromycetes; Lecanorales; Ramalinaceae
Exons: 2
Coding region: 1-2457 (818 amino acids)
Molecular function (GO): protein binding
Source: RefSeq, a predicted model, not a curated record
AUGCUAUCGCCCCGCAUUUCCGAAGAAGCAAAAAGCAGUUCCACAGAGACUGUCCCUGCGGUAGCAUCCAGUCGUACGUCUGUAGAGCCCGAUAGUGGCACCGCAAAAGACAAGAGGUCUUUCUUUAGUCGAUUGGUCGCCCCCAAGAAGAAAGAUGUUGACUCUUCCGAAAAUAAUGAGAAGGAGUCGGAAGCAGGCGACAAAAGGGCGGAAGGAAUGGAUGCAGCGGUCUUCUCUCAGCCGAUAGGAUAUGUCCCCCAAUUCCCGUCCCCUCCGAAAUACGUCAAAGUCCGCUCGCAUGGCAAGAAGGAGCGGAAUUUCAAUCGAGUCUUUCUUGCGCAAGAAUUAAGAGGGAGAACUGGGGUGGAAAUUGCACAAAGUGGGGGCAGGUCUGUCAAGAGUGCGGCACCUGGUUUGGACGCAAGAAAAGAUGGCGACGCUAUUUGGGCUAUGGAAUUCUCAAAAGAUGGGAAAUACCUUGCUGCCGGUGGCAAAGACUACGUUGUGAGGGUCUGGGCCGUGCUUUCGAGUAGGGAAGAGCGACAGCUACAUGAGAGCGAAGAGAACAAUGCCACCAAUGAUAGCCAACGGGUCCAUCUCAACGCCCCCGUCUUUCAAAAACGAACUGUACAAGAAUAUUCUGGGCAUACCGCAAGCAUUCUCGAUCUCAGCUGGAGCAAAAAUUCUUUUCUACUUUCGUCUUCCAUGGAUAAGACCGUCCGCUUGUGGCACGUUAGUCGGCAAGAGUGUCUGUGUUGCUUUAGACAUCAAGAUUUUGUUACCAGUAUACAAUUCCAUCCGCGGGAUGACAGAUUCUUUCUUGCUGGGUCCCUUGACUCCAAAUUGCGACUGUGGAGUAUUCCCGAUAAAAAUGUUGCCUACUGGAACACGUUGCCCAAUCUCAUCACCGCUGUGGCCUUCUCCCCAGACGGUAAAACGGCUAUUGCUGGCUGCUUGAAUGGACAGUGUUUAUUCUAUGAAACGGAGGGGCUCAAGUACUCUACGCAAAUGGCAGUUAGAUCGGCUCACGGGAAAAAUGCAAAAGGCAGCAAAAUUACAGGCAUUCAGGCCAUUACUUAUCCACCGGACGACCUCAAUGGAGAGGUCAAGCUUUUGAUUACAAGUAAUGACUCUCGAGUCCGUGUCUACAAUUUGAGAGACAAAAGCCUCGAGCUCAAGCUCAAAGGCAACGAAAAUUCUUGUAGUCAGAUCCAUGCAACGUUUAGUGACGAUGCAAAGUAUAUUAUCUGUGGAAGUGAGGACCGGAGAGCAUACAUUUGGCCUACGAGCCCUGCAGAAAGCGAGAAAGAUAAACGAGCAGUAGAGAUGUUCGAGGCUCACCAGGCCAUCGUCACGGCUGCUAUCAUGGCCCCUAUCUGUACCCGACAGGUCUUAAGUGCAUCGGGUGAUCCUCUUUACGACCUUUGCAACCCACCACCUGUGACUCUCAUCAGCCGAUCACAGUCGCAUGUCUCCUUGAGUCCGCCAUCAGAAGAAGCUCCACAACCCAGUCUUACUAUGCCCCCAACGCCGGCGACUGCUGACUUCACUAAAGCUAUCAAGCCCGAGGAAUCGCCUUCGUAUCUCUCAAGAACUUCCCAUCCCAAUGGCAACAUUAUCGUCACCGCAGAUUUUCGGGGCGUCAUUAAAGUUUUCCGUCAAGAUUGCGCGUACAAAAACAGAAUGCGCAAUAAUGAUUCGGCAUUGUCUAGGAAAAUGUUGGGUAGGACGAAUUCUGUAGCAACAAAGGGCAGCACUCGCUCCGGCUCGCGCAAUUCUCUCCAAUUAAAUCAUCCGUCAGACCGGAUACUGUCAUGGAGACAGUCCAUCAACAAUACGACAAGCAGCUUUGAUAGCUUUCGACACAAUAGCACCGCCAGCGCCCAAACCCGGUCAAUAUCGCCUCGAAAGUCCGUCGGUCAAGUAUCUCUUCACUCUACUUCACGCCAUCCGAGCCAGACGACUCCAGCUUUGCCCAAUGGCUCACCCCAGGCCAGUCCACUACAGCCGUCUCCGCCAGAACUCAAGGGCUUUCCUGCGUCCGGACAGAAAAGGAAGCCCUAUGCAGCUAUCCCAAAUAAGGAUGGAGCAAUGGAUCCACUCAUGCUUCAAGGAGACCAAAGCUACAUGUUCUGGAAUCAACAGACGUACAAAGACCAAGCCGCAAACGCUUCUCACCUUGACCCAUCAAAAUAUGACUACUCUAGCACGGCUGGUAGUAGCACUGGCAGCGUAGCCAGCCCUGGGCAUGAUGCAAGCCACCUUGGAGCACCCGUUGGCCGCGAGAUUACAAAUGCAUCCAGGUUGAGCAGUGAAGAGAAUUCGGAAGCUGAAGGGAGUAGCGGCGAGGGUGCAGAAGUUGCGUGUACCAGAUGUGGGGGGACUGACUUCAAGGCACGCAUUGAAGGGGCACGGAAACAGAUUCUGGUCUGUAACAAAUGUGGUAAUUAUAUUUGA